Messenger RNA from Rubroshorea leprosula, 1308 nucleotides. The record is from the annotation of a GenBank genome assembly. Lineage: Eukaryota; Viridiplantae; Streptophyta; Magnoliopsida; Malvales; Dipterocarpaceae.
GGUGUUCAAUUGAGUUAAAUUGGAUCCAAUACUUUUCAGUCUUUUACCCUUGUCAAUAAGAUGCCUGAACGGUUUCAUCAGAGUCCUUUUUCCUUAUAUUGCUUUCCCAAAAUUAUAUCAGGGAAAAAUGGAAGAUUCUAGUUGUGUUAAAGAGGCUCAAGUAGCAGGUCCAUAUUCCCAAGAGACUGUAGAAAUUAAGCCCAAUUCUGAUGUUGACAGUUUCAUGUGUUCCAAUUCUUAUCCAAAUUAUCGCCAUGUACUAUCAGAAAAUACAGAUACAGCAUUGCUGCUGAAUGAUGCAAAGGCAUUGGGACAUGAAAAUGCUCGAUCAGGUGAACUUUUUUUAGCUUUAAUAUGUCUAGGUUUCUUGGACAUCAUAAAUUAUGAAUCCAUUCAAUUUAGAAAAUGUAAGUUCUGGAUUUCACUCGAUCCUGAGCUACACCAGCCUGCUGCGGAAACUAUUGAUGCUGGAGGCUCUGAACCUAAUGUUCCUCUGUUUUAUCCAAAUAGUUUUCAUGAAAGUGAUAAUGAUGUUGAACUAACACACAAACUGUGGAGUUCCCUUGAUGUUACAUUAUUGGAAGAUGACUGGGAGAGUAAUAUUCCUUCUAGUGAAUCCAUAGAGUGUGGGUCAUUGUCUUCCUUCUCACAUCCUGAUACUGUGGGUGAGUUUGUCAGCAACAAUGUUGUUAAAAGGCUGGACUUUGGGGGGCAUUUGCAGAUUCAAGAAAAGUCAAAGGCUUCUUUUGAGGAUUCUUCAUCUUUCUCUAAGUGGCCAAUAGAUCAGAAAUUAUAUUCAGAAUCAGCAUGUGAUACAACUUCUAUAUCCAUUAAAUACGGAGAAAAUGAUCAUGUUCUUCCACUUGAUUCUGUUGAGUACUUGAACUUGGAGGCAAAAUCAAUCUGCCCUUCUGCUAUAAAGCAGAGUUUGUUUGAUUGUUCAUUAACGGAAGAAGGUUCAAAGAAGCUGGACAGUUUAAACUGGAUGCUUGAGGAACUAGGAGACGUUACAGAUGUAGAUGAGUCACAUAGGCUGUCCAGUUCUGGGGCUUUGUGGGGAACAGUUGAAAAUGAAAUAAGGAUUGAGAUUGAUGUUUUCAGCAUUCCCUCCGAAGGACAAGUUCAUACCUCUGUGCCUGAUCCUUCUGUGUCCCAGGACCAACUUUUUACCAUUAUUGAUUUCUCACCAAAUUGGGCAUAUUUAGACUCUGAAACUAAGGGAUUGAAAUAGAGCAUUCUUCAUCAUUAGAGUUGUAUGUACUAUGUAGAGACUUCUCUCUUCUCAUGUAUUACAGUAUUCGUUUUUUU